Messenger RNA from Hydractinia symbiolongicarpus, 2543 nucleotides. Its product is annotated as kinesin-II 95 kDa subunit-like. The transcript is spliced from 26 exons. Gene Ontology annotation, biological process: microtubule-based movement. NCBI's taxonomy places the organism in Eukaryota, Metazoa, Cnidaria, Hydrozoa, Anthoathecata, Hydractiniidae. The record is from RefSeq and is a predicted model, not a curated record. Bases 133 to 2373 code for a protein of 746 amino acids. Gene Ontology annotation, molecular function: microtubule binding; microtubule motor activity; ATP binding.
CAUGCUUUUUAGUAUAUAUCUGUAUUGUUUUAGGUAAAAAAUAAAGUUUAUCACUGGUUAAUUUGCAAUGAAACUUAUUAUGUAAUGCUACCAUAUGAUUUUGAUUGAUUAUUACAAGAGACAAGAGAAAAAAUGUCGAAGAAAGCUGCAGAAUCUGUGAAAGUGGUAGUGCGAUGUCGUCCAAUGAAUGAGAAAGAGGUUGCAGCUGGAUAUGAAAGAGUUGUAGAUAUGGAUGUUAAGAGGGGAAUUGUUGAUCUGAAAAAUCCCGCUAAAGCAAACGAAGUUCCAAAAGAGUUUACAUUUGAUGCUGUGUAUGACUGGAAUUCAAAACAGCGUGAUCUUUAUGAUGAAACUUUUGCAGAUCUUGUUGAAUCAGUGUUAAACGGCUACAAUGGUACAAUCUUUGCAUAUGGGCAGACUGGUACUGGAAAAACAUUUACUAUGGAAGGUGUUCGAAGUGAUCCUGAGCUGCGUGGUAUAAUUCCAAAUUCUUUUGAUCACAUGUUCACGCACAUAUCGAGAACACACGAUCAACAAUACCUUGUUAGAGCUUCAUAUUUAGAAAUUUAUCAGGAAGAAAUUAAGGAUCUCUUGUCUAAAGAUCAUAAAAAAAAGCUUGAGUUAAAAGAAAGACCAGAUACUGGUGUUUACGUGAAGGAUUUACAAUCUUUUGUAACCAAAAGUAUAAAAGAGAUAGAACAUGUCAUGAAUGUUGGCAAUCAGAACAGAGCUGUUGGAGCUACAAAUAUGAAUGAACAUUCUUCAAGGUCACAUGCUAUCUUCGUUGUUUACAUUGAAUGUAGCGAGGUUGGACCAGAUGGAGAAGCUCACAUAAGAGUUGGUAAAUUAAAUAUGGUAGAUCUUGCUGGCAGUGAACGACAGGCUAAAACAGGGGCUACAGGUAAUCGUUUAAAAGAAGCCACAAAAAUCAAUUUAUCGCUAUCAGCUCUUGGUAAUGUGAUUUCAGCUCUUGUUGACGGAAAAAGCACUCACGUCCCCUAUCGAGACUCUAAGUUGACUCGUUUACUACAAGAUUCACUCGGAGGAAAUGCAAGAACUGUCAUGGUUGCAAAUAUGGGACCUGCAAGCUACAAUUAUGAAGAAACUUUAACAACACUAAGAUAUGCAAAUCGAGCAAAGAAUAUAAAAAAUAAACCUAAGAUAAAUGAAGAUCCAAAAGAUGCUUUAUUGAGGGAGUUCCAAGAAGAAAUAAAAAGAUUACGUAACCAACUAGAUAAGAAAGGUGGUGGAAAAUCAGGAAGCGGAAGAAAAAAGAAAAAAGUACGAAAUGCUGAUGGUAGUAUUGUUGAAGAAGAUGAUGAUGACGAUGAUGAUGGUGAUGAAUAUUUAAAACAACAGCAAGCACAACUUGAACAAGAGAAACAAAAACUUCUUCAAAAUCACACCAUGGUCGAAGAAGAAAAGCAAAAGUUGAUAAUGGCAAUUGAUAAACGUUCUAGUCAAGUAAAAAAAGAACGUCAGAAAGCUGCAGCUAUUGGUUCUAAAAUCAAGGCAAUGGAAAGUAAGUUACUUGUUGGCGGAAAGACCAUUUUAGACAAGACAACAGAACAAGAAAAAGCACUGGAACAAAGAAGAAAGGAAAUUCUUGAACAAAAGAAACGUGAAAGAGAGAUGGCACAAAAACUGGAGCAGGAAGAAGAGAAUGCUGUGGAAAUUCGUGAAAACUACAGUUCUUUGCAACAAGAGGUUGAUGUCAAGACUAAGAAACUAAAAAAGUUGUUCACAAAACUUCAAGUGACGAAACAAGAAAUUAUUGAUGUUCAAGAAGAACAUAUUCGAGAAAGACAAGAGUUAGAGACAAGUUUUGAGGACUUGAACAGAGCUAUCAAAUUAAAAACUCUAAUCAUCGAAAAUUUCGUACCAGCCGCAGAUCGUGAGAAGGUGAAGAAAAGAGCAUUAUACAAUGAAGAAGAUGAAAACUGGUCAUUAAAACCAUUAACUCAAGCUGCUGCAACUCAGCAAAUGGCUAAACGACCAGCAUCUGCUUUUGGUAAUAAACGUCCUAUAUCAGAAUAUGCUAGAAAAGCAGCGUUGAUGGGUGGAAGUGCAAGAUACAAGAUGGAAAAUAUCAUCCAACUGGAGUUAGAUAUGCCCACACGAACAACACGUGACUACGAGGGACCUACUGUUGCUCCGAGAAUACAGGCAGCUCUUGAUGCAGCAUUGCAAGAUGAAGAUGAUCUUAUAUUGGAUGCGUCAGCUUUGAACAGUUUCAACACGAAGAUUAGAAUGAAGGGCAAACGAGGGGAAAGACCGAAAACUGCGAAAUUGUUGGGAAACGGGGGUGUAAUACGUAAUGGUCUUGAUGCAACGGAGAGUUUUCCAACUGCGAGAGGGCUGGUAAAAAACUGAAUUUUAUCAAUGCACUGCACUUGUCGGUAGAAGAAAAGAAUUACAUGGCUUUCAAAGCGAAGUAUUAUUUGCGAUUAUAACUGUGACGCUGAAAUGUUUUUUAUGAACUGUAAAAAAAGAAGAAUUUGUAAAUAGGAUUAUAAUGAUAACAAGAUUAACUUAUUUGCAAA